AUCCAGCCAAGCACACCCGCCGCAUCAAGCACCGUCCUCCCUCGAAGCACACCGGACCGGCCGCUUCAAGCACCCUCUCAUGGCGGGGAAUGGCAACGGAGGACAGCCAAGCGACGCUCCGGCUCCAGCGCCGGCCUCGCCGCUGCCAGGUGGACGCGUACCGGUUGCAGCCGACGUCGGGGUGCAGGAGGACGUACAGCAGGAAGAAGAGAACCCAGCGCUGCCCGCUCACGGUGCUGGCCUCGGCGGAGGCGUCCCUGUGCCAGUCGGCGUCGUCGUGCAUGAGGAGGUGCCACAGGACCCAGCGCCGGCCGCUCAGGAUGCAGCCGACGUGGGCUUGCUUGAGGCGCUGGUACCCGAAGACGAAGAUGAUACCCCCCCGACGCCGGAUCAAGAAGAUGGAGGUGUUGUCAAUCAGGACUUACAAGAUCUGCAGGACAAACUAGAUGCCCCUGAACCCGAUGUGACCGGACACCAAGUCGAGGGGUCAAGCUUCAUGAGGGAGCUGGAGAAAGUGCUGGCCCCAGGACCCGCACACAAGAAACAAAGAACUGACAACAUUCUCCCUCCACCACCGGGACAGGUGGCCGUCGGGGGUACUGCAGCGGCCAUCCAAUUUGUCCCAAAUCACGUGCCGGCUGUGGGCGGAGGGCCAGGCGGCGUGCUCAUGGCUGCAGGCAUGGGUCCAGGUGUUGCCUCUAACCCAGGUGCUCAGUUUGCCAGCAUCCCUCGGCCUCCAAACCUGAGUCAGCUGCCCUUGUGUCCUGGCUGCAACAUCCGGCCGCCAGUGAUAAAUAUUGUAGGACGAUCAAUGCUACCGCCCGCUGUUUUACCUCCGCACCCAUGUUUGUGCAAUCCGUGCUUCUAUGGAGCACCAGAUCGGCGGGAGAUUGAUUGCCCUGUGUGUGCUGAGUACUAUGGACUGUACCCAUGGAGAUCAAGAAGGGUUUGAGAUGGUUGCGAGGAACAGAUGCUACGCCAAGGAUUAAGACUGGUAACAACUAGGGCGAAGGAGAUAUGUUCAUGAAAUAAACUUCAGUUAUGCCAAAACACUUAUGUUGUUUUGCUUGUUAAAUUACCUUUCAGAUGAUCUAGUUUAUG
Molecule: messenger RNA, 1101 nt
Organism: Triticum aestivum (bread wheat)
Lineage: Eukaryota; Viridiplantae; Streptophyta; Magnoliopsida; Poales; Poaceae
Exons: 7
Coding region: 80-952 (290 amino acids)
Source: RefSeq, a predicted model, not a curated record